Messenger RNA from Vigna radiata var. radiata (mung bean), 1863 nucleotides. RefSeq names its product protein MAIN-LIKE 2. Lineage: Eukaryota; Viridiplantae; Streptophyta; Magnoliopsida; Fabales; Fabaceae. Gene Ontology annotation, biological process: meristem development; meristem maintenance. The coding region runs from base 224 to 1717 and encodes 497 amino acids. The transcript is spliced from 6 exons. The record is from RefSeq and is a predicted model, not a curated record.
CAGCGUGUUCAGUUUUGUGGGUGGUAAUGGUAACACUGAACAAAGUCAAUCUCCAAAACAAACCCAAAUCUUUCUUGUUCUCGUACUAGAUUAGAUUAUAUACUACACAUGUUGCAGUGUUUCACUCUGUUUCCUCGUCCUCUUUGAAAGUCGGCGGUGAGUCUCUCUCACUAAUUUCAUGGACCAGAGUUCCACCUUCUUUCAGUUAUCAUUUCCUUCCUAAAUGGAACUCAAAGAAGAUCCUGGACCAAUUGAUAAUUAUGUACUUUAUGAUCAAGAUAAUCAUGUUUCUUCAGCAGUUUGGGAUGGACACGAACGUGGUGUACUUAGGUGCCAUGAACACACUUCAAUGCUUGAUCAGUGGAAGCUGACACCUAAACAGAUUAAGUUGGUUGAGAAGGCUGGUUUUGGUUACCUACGAUUACUUCCUGCUAUGAGUCUUGACAAUGCACUGAUAGCAGCUUUGGUUGAACGGUGGAGGAGAGAAACAAAUACAUUUCACUUAACUGUUGGAGAAUUGACAAUAACCCUAGAAGAUGUAUCACUAUUACUUGGAUUGGCUAUUGAUGGAGAACCUGUGAUAGGUCCAAUAAGUGCACCAAGUUCAGUUUGUGAAAAAUUACUAGGGAGAGUGCCAGAGGACCUGAAUGGUGGAAUGGUGAAGCUGACUUGGCUGAAGGAGUUCUUUAGUGAGUGUGCUGAAGAUGCACCACUGGAGGAAACUGAGCGUUGUACACGUGCUUACCUUCUAUAUCUCGUCGGCAGCACAAUAUUCUCUACUACAACAGGGAACAAAGUCCCUGUUAUGUAUCUUUCUUUGUUUGAAGACUUUGAUAAGGCUGGGAAAUUUGCUUGGGGGGCAGGAGCAUUGGCAUUUUUAUAUAGAGCACUUGGCAAUGCUUCCCUUAAAUCUCAGAGCACCAUUAGUGGCUGUCUAACUCUAGUACAGUGCUGGAGUUAUUCUCGCCUCAAUGUUGGACUGCCAAAAUUUAAUCAAGAACCUGAUACUCAUUGUUUUCCCUUUGUGCUUAAAUGGAGAGGGAAAAGUGGUUGUAGGACUAAAUGUAAUGUAGUGUCCUACAGAAAGGCUUUGGACUCUCUUAAUCCAUGUGAUGUCCAGUGGCUACCUUACAAGGAUUUGGAUUCAACAGCCAUACCAGAAGAUACAAAAGCAAGUCUGAUUUUACGGGCAUCUAGGACUAUGCUGUUGUGUUUUGACAAGGCAGAAAGACACCUUCCUGAUCGAUGCUUAAGGCAAUUUGGCUUGCAUCAAACUAUUCCAAAACAUGUGGAACGAUGGGAGAGGAAGAGUCGGAUUGUGGAUCAUGGGGUAGACCUGAUGGGAAAAAUGGACUUGGCUCUCAAAGAGUGGUCAGAACGUUGGGUUCAUAUUGUUGAUGGUGGUGACAUUACAGAUGAGGGUGAGUACAUGCAAUGGUAUCACAAGAUUACUCGAAAAUAUAUUGGGAGAGUCACAUCAUCCCUGGAGUCAGAGUAUCAAAGAACAGUUACUGCUAUGAGGGAAAUUGCCAGCAUUGCUGAUAUAGUCUCAGCAGAAGGGUUGGAUUCUUAUAAUAGAGAGUUACUCGAUGAAGUGAAAAAUAUUGUGCACAAAUGUUUAACAGAGCAGUUUGAAGAAAUACCAAAUGAUAAAGUGAAAAAGAAGGGCAAUCGGAAACGUAGGCAAAAGGACCACCUAAGUAUGGAAUAUGAAUAGCACCAGUUCAUAGUGGUGCAAGCUUGUUCUGACCUUAGCCUACUGAUAUUUAGAACUUCAGGUUAUUAAAAAGGACGAAGGUGUAUAAUCAAAUGAUCAACAGCACUACAUUAAGAGGAUGACAUAUUUAUUAACAUUAAAAAAAA